AUGGCAUCCCAAAACACCCGCGACAGCCCCGAUUCUUAUGCCAUCGCCUGGAUCGCCGCUCUUCCCAUCGAGCGGGCCGCUGCACAAGCGAUGCUAGAUGAGGAGCAUGCAGCUCCAACGAGCUUCACGCGGCACCAAACCGACACAAACGUUUAUACCUGGGGUCGCGUGGGAGAGCACAACAUCGUGAUUGCCUCUUUGGCCGCCGGAAACUACGGGACCACGUCGGCUGCAACUACAGCUUCGAGCCUGCUUGCCUCUUUGUCAUCCAUCCGUGUUGGUCUUUUGGUGGGCAUAGGCGGUGGCAUCGCUCGACCGGAGGAGGGCUACGAUAUCCGGCUAGGUGACAUUGUCGUGAGCCAGCCCUGUGGGACCACAGGCGGCGUCUGCCAGUACGACUUGAUAAAAGCAAAGUCUGGGGACAAGCGUGAGCGCAAAGGCUUUCUCGGACGGCCUCCAACGGUCCUCCUCAAUGCGCUUACCAGCAUCCAGGCCGAUCACGAGCGGAAAGACUCUAAGGUUCCCUGCUUCCUUCAAGAGAUGCUGGAGAAGAACCCGAAGAUGGGCAAGAGAUCCAAGCAAAAUCCUGGCUAUGCUCACCAAGGCUUCGACAACGACCGCCUAUUCAAGUCUUCAUGCGACCACGUCCUCGGCCCGGACUGUCGGGGCUGCGACACUGCUGAUGAGGUUCAGCGCGAUCCUCGAGACACUACCGACCCCGAUAUCCACUACGGGACCAUCGCAUCCGGUAACACACUCGUCAAAGACGCUGCCGCGCGCGAUCGGAUUGUUGCUGACCUGGGCGAGGAUUGUAUCUGCUUUGAGAUGGAAGCGGCCGGCCUGAUGAACCACUUUCCCUGUCUUGUGAUCCGAGGGAUCUGCGACUACGCCGAUUCUCAUAAGAACGAUCGAUGGCAGCGCUACGCCUCGGCGACUGCCGCUGCUUAUGCUAAGGAGCUUCUGGCGUACGUGCCGACCGCGGAGGUCCAAGAGACCAAGAGGGCACUGGAAGUGCUUCAAUUAGUUCAACAACAGAUCGAUGGCGUGCAGCAGAUGACCGUUGCAACGAAAGCUGCAGCUGAUUCCAUCCGGUCUGACCUUCAUACCGAUAAGAUCAAGCGCUGGCUUUGUCCCCCGGAUCCGUCUACAAACGCCAACCACGCGAGAACACUCCGCCAUAGUGGAACAGGUGUGUGGCUUCUGGAAAACCCGGUUUUCCAGGAGUGGCACUCGGGGUCGCGUCAGCAUUUAUGGCUGUACGGACUUGCGGGGUGUGGAAAGACGGUUCUCAGUGCGACUGUGCUUGAUCACCUUGCGAAGGGAAACGACCGUCUUAUCCUUAGCUUCUUCUUUGACUUUAGUGACACCACAAAGCAGACUGUGGAUGGCAUGCUGCGGUCGCUUGCUUUUCAACUUUACCAAGGCGGGGUUAGCUCUGCAAUUCAUCUCGAUGCAUUAUUUCAAGCACACCAAAAUGGCAGCGACCAACCUGCGAUAAAGGCGCUCUCAGAUAUUGUAUUCAAAAUGCUGCUUGUCCAGAAGAAGGUCUCAAUCGUUCUUGACGCAUUAGAUGAAUCCAAAAUAAGACAUGACGUUCUCCUGUGGAUCAAGGACGUGGUGUCCAGGCCGGAGUUGGGCCAUGUCCUGCUGCUUUAUACCGGUCGACCUGAAUCCGAGUUCCAACGCGAUAUUCCCCCAAUGAUAGGAAAUCAAAACUGCGUUUCUCUUGACAAACACGCUGUCAACGCGGAUAUCCGAUCAUGGGUCACAGCACAGCUUUCUCAGCGGCGCGAUUUUAAAGAGAAGCCCUUGUCUCCGGAGCUGCUAGAGAGAAUCCGGAGGAAAGUUGGCGACGGGGCAGACGGGAUGUUCAGGUGGGCGUUCUGUCAAUUGGACAGCCUGGCUCGAUGUCGCCACGAGGCAGCUAUGGAGGAGGCUCUCGUAUCUUUGCCGCUAAACCUAGAUGAGACAUACCGGCACAUGAUUGCAAGCAUACCGACGGAAUUAAAAAGCGACGCGAUACGCCUCCUACAAUUUCUAGUGCACUCCAAGCGUCCUCUCAAGCUGGCCGAGGCUAAAGAAGUAAUAGCGACGCAAAUCGAAAACGAGUCGCGAGGGUUUGACAUCAAGCGUCGACUGUUUUACGAGACUAAUGUUUUGGAUUACUGUCCCAGCUUAGUGACAGUCGUUGACGCAACCGAUAAAGAGUUACAUCUUGCCCACUUUUCCGUCAAAGAGUACCUUCUGAAACAGAAUCAUUUCAAAAGUACGACUGCCAGCAUUCCCAUCACGAGGACGUGCCUGACCUAUCUUACGGACAUCAACGGUAGUCACAGAGAGAUCAAGCGAGGUUUUCCGAUGGCAAGAUAUGCGGCGGAACUCUGGACAAACCAUGCUGCGUUGGCCCAGGCUUCCAAAGAUAUAGUUCGAGUAACAGUCAGGUUCCUAGAAAAGGAAUCGACUUUCCAACGAUGGGCUAGUUUGUAUCAGCCGGAUAGGAGAUGGCCUAAACCUGGUCUUCCACAAGGGUCCGGGCUCUAUUAUGCUUGCUUUCUUGGGCUCAUAGCGCCUGCACGAGAUCUUAUUAACAAGGGAGCGGACGUCAACGUGCAGGGCGGCCGCUACGGCAAUGCUCUCCAGGCCGCUUCGUUUAGUGGCCAUCAAGAGAUUGUCCAACUGCUCUUAGACAAGGGAGCGGACGUCAAUGCACAGGGCGGCGACCACGGCAAUGCUCUCCAGGCCGCUUCGUUUAGUGGCCAUCAAGAGAUUGUCCAACUGCUCUUAGACAAGGGAGCGGACGUCAAUGCACAGGGCGGCGACCACGGCAAUGCUCUCCAGGCCGCUUCGUUUAGUGGCCAUCAAGAGAUUGUCCAACUGCUCUUAGACAAGGGAGCAGACGUCAACGCGCAGGGCGGCGACUACGGCAAUGCUCUCCAUGCCGCUUCAUCAGGUGGCCAUCAACAGAUUAUCCAACUGCUCUUAGACAAGGGAGCGGACGUCAACGCGCAGGGCGGCCGCUACGGCAAUGCUCUCCUGGCCGCGUCGUUUAGGGGCCAUCAAGGGAUUGUCCAACUGCUCUUAGACAAGGGAGCGGACGUCAACGUGCAGGGCGGCAAAUACGGCAACGCUCUCCAGGCCGCCUCGGUGGCAGGCCGUCAAGGGAUUGUCCAACUGCUCUUAGACAAGGGAGCGGACAUCAACGCGAAGGGCGGCGAAUACGGUAAUGCUCUCCAGGCCGCGUCGUUGGAAGGCCAUCAAGAGAUUGUCCAAGUGCUCUUAGACAAGGGAGCGGACGUCAACGUGCAGGGCGGCCGCUACGGCAAUGCUCUCCAGGCAGAGUCAUUAAAUGGCCAUCAAGAGAUUGUCCAACUGCUCUUAGACAAAAGAGCGGACGUCAACGCGCAGGGCGGCGAAUACGGCAAUGCUCUCCAGGCCGCGUCGUUUAGAGGUCAUCAAGGGAUUGUCCAACUGCUCUUAGACAAGGGAGCGGACGUCAACGCGCAGGGCGGCGAAUACGGCAAUGCUCUCCAGGCUGCUUCAUCAGGUGGCCAUCAAGGGAUUGUCCAACUGCUCUUAGACAAGGGAGCGGACGUCAACGCGCAGGGCGGCCAGUACGGCAAUGCUCUCCUGGCCGCGUCGUUUAGAGGCCAUCAAGAAACUGUCCAACUGCUCUUAGACAAGGGAGCGGACGUCAAUGCGCAGGGCGGCCGCUACGGCAAUGCUCUCCAGGCCGCUUCGUUUUGGGGCCAUCAAGAAACUGUCCAACUGCUCUUAGACAAGGGAGCGGACGUCAAUGCGCAGGGCGGCCACUACGGCAAUGCUCUCCAGGCCGCGUCGUUGGAAGGCCAUCAAGAGAUUGUCCAAGUGCUCUUAGACAAAAGAGCGGACGUCAACGCGCAGGGCGGCCAGUACGGCAAUGCUCUCCAGGCCGCGUCUUUUAGAGGCCAUCAAGGGAUUGUCCAACUGCUCUUAGACAAAAGAGCGAACGUCAACGCGCAGGGCGGCGAAUGCGGCAAUGCUCUCCAGGCCGCUUCAUCAGGUGGCCAUCAAGAAAUUGUCCAACUGCUCUUAGACAAGGGAGCGAACGUCAACGCGCAGGGCGGCAUAUACGGCAAUGCUCUCCAGGCCGCUUCGUUGGAAGGCCAUCAAGAGAUUGUCCAACUGCUUCAAAGAAGGCACGCUAUUACAUUGUCUUCAAAGCGGUCGAGCUCUAGGACUCCAAGUUACCCGACGAAGAAACUUCGUCCCAUGGACUCUGAACCUUCUGAUCAAAUUCGAUAA
Penicillium argentinense is the source of this 4281-nucleotide messenger RNA. Its product is annotated as Pfs NACHT and Ankyrin domain protein. Gene Ontology annotation, biological process: nucleoside metabolic process. The coding region runs from base 1 to 4281 and encodes 1426 amino acids. Lineage: Eukaryota; Fungi; Ascomycota; Eurotiomycetes; Eurotiales; Aspergillaceae. The record is from RefSeq and is a predicted model, not a curated record. The transcript has 3 exons. Gene Ontology annotation, molecular function: protein binding; catalytic activity.